This is a messenger RNA of Adelges cooleyi (spruce gall adelgid), 964 nucleotides long. RefSeq names its product protein archease-like (gene Archease). The transcript is spliced from 5 exons. Gene Ontology annotation, cellular component: tRNA-splicing ligase complex. Lineage: Eukaryota; Metazoa; Arthropoda; Insecta; Hemiptera; Adelgidae. The coding region runs from base 152 to 619 and encodes 155 amino acids. The record is from RefSeq and is a predicted model, not a curated record. Gene Ontology annotation, biological process: tRNA splicing, via endonucleolytic cleavage and ligation.
UAAACAAACGUGGUGAUAACGUGAUAGAAAUUUGGCUUAUGAUGUGCUCGUUCUGAAGAAAAUCCAACUAUACUUAUUAUAUUACAUAUUAUUGUAUUAUGUUAACUGUUUUUGGAAUUUGAAUUAUUUGUUAACUGGUAUUGUCACGCAAAUGGGUGACAUCGUAGAGGAAGAUUGGAACUUGCCGCCGUGCAAGUAUGAAUAUUUGGAUCAUACAGCUGAUGUUCAAUUGCACGCAUGGGGUGUCACAUUGAUUGAAGCUUUUGAACAGUGUGCUAAUGCUAUGUUUCAUUAUAUGACCGAAGUUGAAUACAUAGAGAUGAAAGAGACUUUUGAAAUAGAAGCUAGUGGCCACGAUAUGAUGACACUUUUGUAUAAUUUUCUUGAUGAACUACUAUUUAUAUUUAGUGCAGAGCCCUUUUAUAUAGCCAGAAAAGUGGAAAUACUCGAAUUUGACAGAACUGAAUUUAAAAUUAAAGCAAAAGGUUUUGGAGAAGAAUUUCAACUCGGUAAACAUCCCCAAGGAACGGAAGUUAAAGCGAUCACAUUUUCUAAUAUGCAAAUACACGAAAGUGAAGGAAACUGUGAAAUAAACAUAAUCAUACGUUUUAAAUUCUGAACAACUUGUCGAUGGUUGCUAUUUUUUUUUGGAGUGUAUUGAAAACAGGGAAAAAGUCGAGAAAUGAUUCACAAAUCUGCGUGGGUAAGCUGAAACGAAUAUUGUACUAUCACUUUUAAAUCAAUUACCAAAUAUGAGUUUUGUGGAAGCAUUAAUAAUGUUCUAGAAAUUUUGUGUUAUUUAUUGUUAAAAAAAAUGAUCAAUAAUUGUUAUAUUUUAUACUAUUUAUUUAAAAUUAAAAUUAAAUUUAUAUCAUUUAAAAUUACAUUUAAAAAAAGUUUUCUUAAUGUUUUCUUUUUCUUUGGCAAUUUGUUUUAUGUUGUUGACUUUGGUUAUCGCUUUUAC